Adineta ricciae is the source of this 1374-nucleotide messenger RNA. NCBI's taxonomy places the organism in Eukaryota, Metazoa, Rotifera, Eurotatoria, Adinetida, Adinetidae. The record is from the annotation of a GenBank genome assembly.
AUGAACCGACCAAACCUUAUUCUAUUAGAAUGCAAAGAUGUCAAUAUUUUUCUUGAAAACACGACGAAACGACGGCCGUAUAUUGAUGAAAAGGUCAAACCUUUGCUAGAGGAUGAUGCAUUUCCUGAUCAAGCAGCAACAAUAGCGGCAAAUUUACUCGACCGAUGUAAAUACACACUUGAAAGCACCCAUCGUCCGAUCGAACGUGAACCCUAUCAGAUCAAGUUUUUCCUCGAAUCUGGUAUUAUGCGUCUACGCCUCGAUGCAUUUGCAUGGUUUGAUUAUAUUUUACCUAUUCAUCACAGUGAUCCUGUUCAUCGCGCAAGAAUUGCUAGGGAAUACGUAAGCGAAUGUUUAGAACGAAAGCAUAAGAGCAUCAGUAGUCGACGAAUUGUUUGUCCUACAAAUCGAGAGUCUAGUAAAAGCAGAGAAGCGUAUAUCUGCAUGGAUAGGAACUGUAGAUCCAAUUCCUGUAGACGUCAUGUGCCACAGAAAUGUCGGGACAAAGUGAGAUUGAUUCACGGAGAUAUGGGAGAAUGUAGUCAACAUUUUCCAGAUUCAACAUUUAUUACUUCGUUCACUAUCGGAAAUGAACAAUUUGUACUUUACUCUCGCUGGGAAUCAACUCGUGAUGUUCUUUUAUUUCCUGUUCGGCAUAGCACAAAUGAAUACUUUGCUAAAUCACCUGCAGCAUGGCAAGCUAUUGCUGAGGUUAAGCGGAAACUAUGUGCCAUUAUCUCGCGUAUUCGUCGUGAUCAAAGAAUCGAUAGUCCAAUUGAGUCUGUUGCAUUUAACUUUGGUAGUUGGACAAGUGAAAUCGGCAAGAACAAAUAUGCUACAAUCGCUCACGCUCAUGCCCAUUUGGUUUUGACACCCGAAGCAAUUUUAGCAUUCCACACAAAUAUUAAGCCUCAUUAUUUUUCACCGGAAGAAAACUUAUACAUACUGAAUUUGACUGGUUGCUAUCGAGAUCCAGAUGAUCACGAAUACAAUGAUGCAAUUGCUUUACAGCAUAGUCGUUUAUUGUCCUACCAUAUCGAACAAACUGAAGCUCGUUUCAAAAGUAUCGAAGAUAAUAUGGUAACGAAGGAUAUGCUGGCAGAAUUCAAAAAGGAAUUGUUCGAAGAAAUCCAUCUACUUCUUGGGAAUAUCCAGCGAACAUCAAUUCCUACACCCGACACAACGAAUGAAGAGCCAUCUGAACCCGCAGUGGAGGAUGGGCUUGAUGAUGCCUCAGCUCCACAGAUAUUGUCUGAUAAUACGAAUACGACAAUACCAUCAAAACUAUCCAGAUGGCAAAAGAAAAAAGCUAAAAAAAGAAGACAGGAGGAACGAAAGCAAGAAGAAGAUAAACUAAAGAUGCAAACAAAAUAG